CAUGAAUGCAAUGAAAUUUAAUCAUAGAUCCUCAUCAUUCAGUUAAGGAGAUAUUUAUACUAGACUUUUAGAUAUGCAUGAUGAAUUAUCUAAAUCUAGUAGGAGUCUAAAUAAGUUAAUUAAUUAGAGUUUGAGAUAACUAUAGAAUCCAUAGGAAGAAAAUCGUUUUAGUUUUUCUGCUGAAUUUCAAUAGUAGAACUAACAUUAAGAAAAGGAAGAGGAAGAAUUAAACGUUUAAGAUGAAGUUGAUGAGAAAAUAUAGAUUAGUGAGAGAGAGUAAAUUUUAGAAAACAAAAUUAAAAUAUACGAAUCAGCAUUAAUUACCUUGGAAGAAGACAAAUAAGAAAAGGAUGAAGAAAUCUUAAGACUCAAGAACAUGUAAGUCUUUAAAUUAUCAAUAGGUUGAAUUUAUCAAAUAACUAAUAAAAUUUAUAGAAUAAUGAAGAUAACAAGAAACAGAAUAUAAUAAGGAAACAAUUACAGAUAUUGGAUGAUCACUUAAACUUCUUAGAAGAAAGAAAAUUAUUGUAACAAAAGAUUAAAGAAUAUGAAAUAAAGUUUAAGGACUAGAAAGAAACUAUUGAUUCUUAAAAGUUAGAAAUUUCUCGCUUAAAAAAUAUUAAUUAAUACUUACAUAAAUCAAUUGAUAAAUUAUAAAAGUUGUGA
This is a messenger RNA of Paramecium sonneborni, 666 nucleotides long. NCBI's taxonomy places the organism in Eukaryota, Ciliophora, Oligohymenophorea, Peniculida, Parameciidae. The record is from the annotation of a GenBank genome assembly.